AUGUCAAAUAUUAACUCUUCUUCCCAGAAACGAGGCCCACCUACCUCCAUUUCUGUUCCUCGUAAGGAUAUUACGAAGCCUUUGACUCGUAAUGGAACGUUCAAGCAUGUCGUCGCUGACCCCGAUGCAGAUUUUCUUCAUAAGAAGAAAAUAGCUACUGCCACGGCUCGCCGCUUAGCUGGCUCUCCUGACUCACCUGAUUCAUCAUCAAUCACCUUUGUCUCUUCAGGUACCAUCCCCAAUGGUCAAAAACCUGCUUCUUCUCAAGCAUCUUCUGCUGUUCCUUCUGCUACCAUCACUGAACUCGAUGAUAGCUUAAUCAUGUCCUCUCUGGAUUCGUCCCUCCCUCCCGUAUCACCUAAUAUAGCUGGUGAACAUUAG
Mucor mucedo is the source of this 381-nucleotide messenger RNA. RefSeq lists its product as uncharacterized. The record is from RefSeq and is a predicted model, not a curated record. Lineage: Eukaryota; Fungi; Mucoromycota; Mucoromycetes; Mucorales; Mucoraceae. The coding region runs from base 1 to 381 and encodes 126 amino acids. The transcript has a single exon.